CUCUUCCCUCACCUACCCUCCAUGCUCUCCCACGUCCAAAAGCCCCCCUCUCCACUCUUUAUCAUGUUUUUUUCUUUUUUUUUAUUGAUUUUUUCUUUUUUUUUCAUUUUGGCCCUCUUCUUCUUCUUCCCCGGAGUCUGCUUCUCGGGCAGGGGGCUCCUCCAUUUUUUUUCCUCACAACCCCAAUUUCCUUUUUAUUUCUUUUAUUUUUUUCCUUCCCCAACACCCAUUUUGGACGGCCAGGAACCCACACUUCUCCCCCAUUUUUUUUAAUUUUUUUUUCUUUCUUUUCCUCCUACCCAUUUUCCUUCCAAUCUUUUUCCCACCAUUUUUUUUUUCUUUCUUUCUCCUCCUCCAUCAUACCCGACUUCCAAAGGCAUCAGAAUCUUUUCUUUUUCCCUUUCAUCUCAUUUUCUUUCAAUCAUUUUCCCUUUUUUUUCCACUUUAUUUUUUUAUUUUAUUUUUUUAUCUUUAUUAUUAUUAUUAUUAUUUUCACAAACCCAUCAAUGUCCCACUGCCGCCCGUUCCUCUUCUCUCUCAUUCCCUCACUUCCCCAUCACAAUUUUCAUUAUUAUUAUUAUUAUUAUUAUUUUAUUAUUAUUAUUGUCAUUAUUAUUGUUAUUGUUAUUGAUAUUGUUAUUGUUGUUAUUAUUAUAUCAAUUACAUAUUAUUUAUUUGGACUUCGAUCUAUUGUUAAUUGGAUAUUUGUUUGAGCUUAUUAGAUUGAGCUUAAGAUAUUAUUUCUUUUAGUCACAUGUAUUAUUAAUGUGGGUUUGUUAAUUGAUAUGAAUUUUGGGCUUACAAUGUGAGUGAAGUUUAUUGGAUUAUUUGAAUAUUUGAUAUGAGUUUGGCCAAUUUGAAUUAUUUAAUUUGGAUAUAGGACAAUUGUGGUGUAUAUUAAAUUAAGCUUAGACUAUGGAAUAUUAAAUUUAGGCCUAAUAAAAUUUAUUUUAAUUUAUCCAAUUUUAGGUUUGGUUCAUUGUGUUUGUAUUUUUUUUUUUUAUGUUUUGGGUUAAGACCUAUAGUAAUUUGGGCUCAUUUUAAUUGACGAAAUUUAUGGGACUAAUUUGAAAUUGAAAUUUAGGUUUGAAUAUCUGCUUGGGAUUUUGCAAAUCUUUGCCUAUUUACAUUUAUGCUAUCUUUGUUUUUGCAUGGACCCAUUCUGCAAUCUUGUUGGCUAAGUACAAGUUGAUGACACGUGAAGCUUGUGGUGCAAUUUGGUCAUCUUGCUGUGGCCCGUGUUCGGGGUUGGUGCCCUAUAAAUAUGAGUGCUGAAAGUCCAAAGAAAACAUCGGGCAAUAAUAUUAUAACCAAUUUCCAAACCAUAGUAGAAAAAUGUCUGUUCAGUCUUCAGUGGUACUUCUUGCUCCAUCUAAAAACCUCAGCCCUGAGGUUGGCCGGCGCUGUGCAAAUUAUCAUCCCAGCAUUUGGGGGGAUCAUUUCCUUUCUUAUGCUUCUGAAUUCACAAACACUGAUGAUCAUUUGAAGCAACAUGUCCAACAGCUGAAAGAAGAAGUGAGGAAGAUGCUAAUGGCUGCUGAUGAUGAUUCUGUGCAAAAGUUGCUCUUGAUCGAUGCAAUUCAACGGCUAGGAGUUGCUUACCAUUUUGAGAGUGAGAUUGAUGAAGCAUUAAAACACAUGUUCGAUGGUUCCGUUGCCUCUGCUGAAGAAGAUGUUUAUACUGCUUCUCUCCGAUUUCGGUUACUAAGACAACAAGGUUACCAUGUCUCAUGUGCAGAUUUAUUCAACAACUUCAAGGAUAAUGAAGGAAACUUCAAGGAAUCCCUCAGCAGCGAUGUGCGGGGAAUGUUAAGCUUGUAUGAAGCUACACACCUCAGGGUGCAUGGAGAAGAUAUAUUAGAUGAAGCACUCGCUUUCACUACCACUCACCUUCAGUCCGCAGCAAAAUACUCUUUAAAUCCUCUUGCUGAACAAGUAGUUCAUGCCCUAAAGCAGCCCAUCCGAAAGGGGUUACCUAGGCUAGAGGCCAGGCAUUAUUUUUCCAUAUACCAAGCAGAUGAUUCUCAUCAUAAAGCUCUGCUGAAGCUAGCAAAGUUGGAUUUCAACCUAUUACAGAAAUUACACCAGAAGGAACUAAGUGAUAUUUCCGCGUGGUGGAAAGAUUUAGACUUCGCACACAAGCUUCCUUUUGCAAGAGAUCGAGUGGUGGAGUGCUACUUCUGGAUAUUGGGGGUGUACUUUGAGCCCCAGUUUUUCUUGGCUAGAAGGAUACUUACUAAAGUAAUAACCAUGACUUCUACUAUUGAUGACAUCUAUGACGUGUAUGGUACACUUGAAGAACUCGAGCUCUUCACUGAAGCAGUUGAGAGGUGGGACAUCAGUGUCAUAGAUCAACUACCAGAGUACAUGAGAGUGUGUUAUCGAGCACUCUUAGAUGUAUACAGUGAAAUUGAGGAAGAAAUGGCCAAGGAAGGAAGAUCAUAUCGGUUCUACUAUGCGAAAGAAGCAAUGAAAAAGCAAGUUAGAGCAUACUAUGAGGAAGCCCAAUGGCUUCAAGCACAACAAAUACCAACCAUGGAGGAGUAUAUGCCUGUUGCAUCAGCUACCUCUGGAUACCCGAUGCUUGCAACCACAUCCUUUAUUGCGAUGGGGGAUGUUGUGACAAAAGAAACUUUCGAUUGGGUUUUCAGUGAGCCUAAGAUUGUCAGGGCUUCAGCCACAGUUUCCAGGCUCAUGGAUGAUAUGGUUUCCCACAAGUUUGAACAAAAGAGAGGACAUGUUGCCUCAGCUGUUGAAUGUUACAUGAAGCAACAUGGUGCGUCGGAGCAGGAAACACGCGACGAAUUUAAAAAACAAGUAAGAGACGCAUGGAAGGAUAUCAAUCAAGAGUGCCUCAUGCCAACAGCUGUUCCGAUGACCGUCCUCAUGCGAAUUCUGAAUCUUGCACGUGUUAUGGAUGUUGUAUAUAAGCAUGAAGAUGGCUAUACCCAUUCCGGGACUUUUCUAAAGGAUUUAGUAACCUCCCUGCUUAUAGAUUCUGUGCCAAUAUGAAGCUAGCUUUCUUUCUGCUGCUUUGUUGAAAAGAUUGUCUUGCAUUUUAAUCUACUUUCUGUAAUAUGUAACCGGAUGCUUUGUUCAAAUUUUAAGAAUGCUUGGUUUAUGAUA
Messenger RNA from Vitis vinifera (wine grape), 3126 nucleotides. RefSeq names its product (E)-beta-caryophyllene synthase. The coding region runs from base 1336 to 3012 and encodes 558 amino acids. Lineage: Eukaryota; Viridiplantae; Streptophyta; Magnoliopsida; Vitales; Vitaceae. Gene Ontology annotation, biological process: diterpenoid biosynthetic process. The record is from RefSeq and is a predicted model, not a curated record. The transcript is spliced from 8 exons. Gene Ontology annotation, molecular function: terpene synthase activity; magnesium ion binding.